This is a messenger RNA of Morus notabilis, 1104 nucleotides long. Its product is annotated as sec-independent protein translocase protein TatB. The record is from RefSeq and is a predicted model, not a curated record. NCBI's taxonomy places the organism in Eukaryota, Viridiplantae, Streptophyta, Magnoliopsida, Rosales, Moraceae. Bases 225 to 911 code for a protein of 228 amino acids. The transcript has 7 exons.
UUUUCAGAAAAAAAGACGUGUUUUCCAAAUUUUUGCUGUUUUCUUUGGACAAAAAACGACAUGUUUAUCGUUAGUUCUUUCUUUUGAAAGGCCUAGCAGAGGUUUUUCAGCAGCAUCUGGAAAAUUCAAUUUUUUGAUGAAUCUCUCCGAAAGCUCGCACUUCCUGACCAUUUUCACCGUCUCUUCCACCUUCCGAAUGGUUGCAUCAAUCUAAGGAGUGCAAAAUGCUGGGCAUUUCUUAUGGCGAGCUCUUCCUUUUGAUCGGCGCAACCGCUGCUCUUGUCGGGCCAAAGGAUCUUCCGAUUAUCGCCAGAACAGCGGGGAGAAUAGCGGGUCGUGCAAUCGGAUAUGUUCAAUUGGCUCGCGGACAGUUCGAAAACGUUAUGCAACAGUCACAAGCUCGUCAGAUUCACAAAGAGCUUCAAGACACAAUGGCACAGCUAGAGGCAAUUCGUUACGAAAUUCGAAGCAUCUCCCUUGUGAAUCCUGGUCCUUUGACUAGAAAGAUGAUGGAUAAUCCACUUGAAAAUAGCUCCCCUAUUAAUUCUGGAAAUGGUGUAUUUGAGAAGGGUGAGGAGGAGAAACAGCCAGCAAAGACCAUGAUGAAGGAUGAUAGUGAUCUCAAAACCUUAGAGUCAAUUAAUUUGCAUAGCCAAGCAACUGCUUAUGCAAAAUUGGCCGAAUCUGAAGCUGUGAAGACUGCUUCUUUUAAAGCAAAGUUGGAGAAAGAGAAGCUUGGUCUCUUCGCAAUUCUCCCCAUUUCGGCUGAAAGCACCGGGAUGUUACCUAAUCGAAAAGAGAAGGCAACAGGGUCAGACAUUGUGUUGGAAGCUGUACUUGAAGCAGAGGUCGCACAUAAUGCCAAAGACUUCUUUUCACAGCCUGAAAAUCAAAUACCAGCGAAUCCAUAAGUAGCGUAGACAGUAUCAGCUGCAAGUAUACCGGGAAAUAAAACGUAUUGUGAUGCCAGUCCAUUUGUUGUCAACUGUGUACAUAUUGAACAUCUUUUGCUGCAUAAUAGUAGCGUAUUUAGUUGAGAAUUGUCUUCAGGUUUAGUUAUACAAAUCUAUCCCAAAUCAUCUUUUUCCACCUUAAUAAGAAGAG